CAAAAAAUAUGCCAAAAACAACCCAAAAGAAAUAUAUUACAAAUCAAUUAAUACAAACACUUGUAGAGGAAUUGGAAGAGGGACAAUUUGUUGCAAAAAUUUUGGCUUCAAGAGGAAAUAAUUUGCACGAAGUGGAGAGCUUUAAUGGAGAAAAUUUUUUGGUAAGUAUGCCUUCAAGAUUUCGUCGAACACUUUGGGUUAGACGUGGAAAUUUUAUUAUUGUUCAGCCAAUAGAAGAAGGCGACAAAGUUAAAGCAGAAAUUGUGCAUGUUUUGGAUAUUGAAAAUAUUUCUAAUUUAAUAGAAAAAGGCAAAUGGCCUGAAAGAUUUUUACAAGAAGGAGAAUUGUUAACUAAAAGACGAAAGAAAUUUGAUGAAAAUGGAAAAGAAGAGGAUGAGGAUUCGAGUAUGUUCCCUCCAACAUCUUCAGAAGAAGACGAGGAUGAUAAUGAGGCGGAUGAAGCUGAUAAUGAAGACAAUGACAAUUCUGAAGUAUAUGACGAAGACGAAUGUAAUGAUGACAAAAUGGAAGAUGACAAAAAUUUGCAAAGUAUUUCUUCAAAAUAA
Messenger RNA from Meloidogyne enterolobii, 566 nucleotides. The record is from the annotation of a GenBank genome assembly. Lineage: Eukaryota; Metazoa; Nematoda; Chromadorea; Rhabditida; Meloidogynidae.